This is a messenger RNA of Rhopalosiphum padi (bird cherry-oat aphid), 1384 nucleotides long. It is a transcript of the gene Pex16, whose product is annotated as peroxisomal membrane protein PEX16. The transcript has 6 exons. The coding region runs from base 154 to 1167 and encodes 337 amino acids. Gene Ontology annotation, biological process: peroxisome organization. The record is from RefSeq and is a predicted model, not a curated record. Gene Ontology annotation, cellular component: peroxisomal membrane. Lineage: Eukaryota; Metazoa; Arthropoda; Insecta; Hemiptera; Aphididae.
UAUAUAAUCAACAACGUCAACCACAUAGAUUCAAAAAAAUGUACAAUAACAAUACACAAUUCGUACUGUGAAUUACAUUUUACAUUCCUUUGUUUUUGCUGAUUACAUUUUUCGCCAACAUUAGCGGCUGCCGAACGACUAAAUUAAUAUAAAAUGGAAAAUUUAUCUAUACCCACGUUAAGAGUUCUAUAUAAACAUUACGUGAACUGGGUCAGUGCACAUCCAGAACGGACAACAGAUCUAGAAGCUUCAAUAAAAUGGAUAUCAUACUUUUUAGCCGGUCGAAUCAACAACUCGACAUUGCUGUCCGAACUUAUAUACUCCAUGUCCAACUUCAUGAUGUUAUUCAAUGAUCAAAUUAUACUAAGUACUGCCAAAUCUAACCCUGUAACAGUCGGCGAUAAAGGAAAGAAAAAAAUAUUUAGCUCUGAAAAUAUCAAGCGGUUUAUUACCACCGUGGAUUAUAUCGAAGUGUUCAUAGAAGUAUCUGCUAAAAAAUUAUGGGGCAACAAAGGACGAUGGAUUAUAAUUGUACUCUUGCAGACUGUAAAAUGCAUGGCACGUCUGUACCUGUUGCAUGUGCACAAGCUCCACAUACUCGAAUCGCCUCCUAUACAACCUUUGGAUCGAAAAUCUGUGGGGCUCAAAUGUAACGACACUGUCGACGGUGUCAUAACGCUGCCGUCGGGACGGACCAUCCGCAAACUGGACAAUGCCCCUCCGAUGAACCGACGCACGUGGGAAGCCCCCCCAAGGGCAGACAAGCUCGGAGGCAUUCCCGGCAGGACUCUGAGUGACAGACACAUCGUGGCAGAGACAAUGUAUAUAAUGAAACCAAUCGUUCACUUGGGCAGUAUGUGUGUUUUUGGUGAGCAAUCAUGGAAGCCUUGGUUGAUUUCCAUAACAAUUGAAUAUAUUAGUUUGCAGAGAUUAAAGUCUUUAAAAAAUCUAUCACCUCAGCAACGUUUGGUGUUGUCAAAACGAUCAUUAAAUUUGGCCAUGUAUAUUGUGAGAUCACCAUUCUUCGAGAACUAUUCAGAAAAACAUAUCCGUUUAUUCCUACACUGGUUUGUUAACUCUGUGCCGUUGGUUGGUCCACUAAUGCGCCCUUUCCUAGAAUACAUGAAACAAUGGCAGGAAACAUAUUUUUAUCUUUGGUCUGUCUAACAUGUUGUUGGGGAAUUUAUGUUAUUUGGUUUUACACAUUUUUAUAAAUUAAAAAAAAAACAAUGUUUAGGGGGUAACUAUUAAAUUAUUGAUCUUUUUUUUAUUGGUUUAAUUGUUUUGGUAUGCGUUGUUGUCCACGGUGAUUUUUUUUAUAUUUAUACUACAAUAUAAAUGUUUUGUAGGAAACGCUCAAUUACAAUGUAAUUUAUUCAUUUAA